UCGCCUGCGUCGGGAGCUCCCUGGUCCCGGCCGGACUCGGCCGCCACUUCCGGCCGCUCACCUGGGACGCGCUCACCUGGGCGCGCUCACCUGGCCCUGGGCGCCAGGAUGAAGGACCGGCUGGAGCAGCUGAAGGCGAAGCAGUUGACGCAGGACAGCGACGCCGACGAGGUGGAGAUCGCCAUCGACAACACGGCCUUCCUGGACGAGUUCUUCUCCGAGAUCGAGGAAACCCGGCUGAACAUUGACAAGAUCUCCGAGCACGUGGAGGGGGCUAAAAAGCUCUAUAGCAUCAUUCUGUCUGCGCCCAUUCCGGAGCCCAAGACCAAGGAUGACCUAGAGCAGCUCACGGCUGAGAUCAAGAAAAGGGCCAACAACGUCCGGAACAAGCUGAAGAGCAUGGAGAGGAACAUCGAGGACUAUGAGGUCGGGUCGUCCGCGGACCUUCGCAUCAGGAAGUCCCAGCACUCCGUCCUCUCGCGCAAGUUUGUGGAGGUGAUGACCCGCUACAACGAGGCGCAGGUGGACUUCCGGGAGCGCAGCAAGGGCCGCAUCCAGAGGCAGCUGGAAAUCACUGGCAAGAAAACGACAGAUGAGGAACUGGAGGAGAUGCUGGAGAGUGGGAACCCCACCAUUUUCACUUCUGGGAUCAUCGACUCUCAGAUUUCCAGGCAAGCCCUGAGUGAGAUCGAGGGCCGGCACAAGGACAUCGUGCAGCUGGAGAGCAGCAUCAAGGAGCUGCACGACAUGUUCAUGGACAUCGCCAUGCUGGUGGAGAGCCAGGGGGAGAUGUUAGACAACAUAGAGUUGAACGUCAUGCACACGGUGGACCACGUGGAGAAGGCGCGGGAUGAGACCAAGAAAGCCGUGAAGUACCAGGGCCAGGCCCGGAAGAAAUUGAUAAUCAUCCUUGUGAUAGUAGCUGUGUUGUUGGGCAUUUUGGCCUUGGCUAUUGGUCUUUCCGUUGGGCGGUAAUGAGGGUGGCCUGAGAGCGGAGGCACUGAAGUUUAGUUCUGAUCUUUCCUUGCCGCCUUCUCGGCUUGUGGGUCAUCUUAGUUUUGUUUCACACCCGUGUCCGGCGCUGACCCGCUUCUCCUUCCCCUGCCUCGUAGAACCUGACUCCUCUCCAGCCUGGUGUGGCCUCCCUUGUCUUCAUGUGGAAACGGAACCCCCCCUGCACAGGGGGACCCACACCGGCUUCAUUGUCACCACCCUCGGACCUACCCCGCACCCAGUCUAGCCCUGGAGGAACCUGGCGAGCCGGAUGCAGCCCCUCCCGCGGCCCCCAGGGUCCGUGCACCUGUAGAGCCCGGGGAGGCGCCCCGGUGCUUUUCUACCUCAUGGAGCCUUCCCCCGGAAACUGCAGUGUUUCGGGACUGUCUUUCACACAGCAGGGGCCACCCAAGGCCGGCAGCCCAGCGUCCCCCGUGCAGCCUGUCCUGGCAUGCCCCGGGCUGGUGGGGGGUGUCCCGUCCUGGGGAGUGACUCAAGCAAAUCCAGCCUUAAGUGACGUCUGCCCGUGACCGGGCCCGGUCUGUGUUGUGUUCUCUCAUGCUCGCUCAGGCAGGGGCUCCAGGACGAUGCGGUCGCUCGGGGUCAGAGUUGAGGGGCUGGUCUGUUUCCAUGUGUUUCUAGGACACUGGCUGUCCACUGUCAGUGAUGCUUCCUGAACUCCGGCAUUUAACUGGACCGGGGACGAGGCGUUAAGUCUCAGGUUCUGGGAACGUCAGGCUGGGCCAGUGUCCACUCACCUAUGUCACGUAUGCCCCGCGCAUUUCUGUAUCGUGUGUUUGAGAUGUGUGUAUGUGGAGGCACGUGUCUCUCAGGAAGUGGGGACCAAGCGCAGGCUCUUAUAAGCUCAGCGCGCUCACAUGAAGGACCCUUGAACUAGGCUACGAGUUCAGUUAGAGACAUUUGAAUCUGUGGAGAAAAGUGUCUUCCCACUUCCUUGAGAACAUGCCGGCUUCUAGAUGAGUGCUGGAGAAUCGGGUCGCCAGGGUGAGGACCCAGGUGGUGCUGCUGAAGCAGAAGCUUAGUCGACAGACAUUGCCUUGCCACCUCCCCCCUCCUGCUGCAAGGCGCGGCUUGUCCAGAGAUCACCCCACUGACUGAGCAUCCCUCACGAGCUCCUGGGGGGGUGGGGCUGUCCCAGGGCGAAGCUCACUGGGACCUCCAGGAACAGCCCUGUAGUGCUUCCUGCUUCCGGGCGAAUAAGCCUGAUGGUUCUUUAUCUGACGGGGCUUGUCCUGGAGGAAGCAACAGCUGGGGAAGUCUCAAACGUAGUGACCGCUGACCCAGGGUGACCCUCUUCGCUUCCCUGGGAGUCUCUGCGAGUCUCCCUGGUUGCUGCUGCAGCUUGCACUUGCAUGCUUUCUAGGGCAGGCGAGCACCCUCCUGCAGCACUGCUUCUGGCUUCCAGCAGAGGCUCUUGCUCCCGCCCCUCCUGCCCGCCAAGGCUGACGGAGCCCUGGUGCUCUCUGCGGCUGUGAUGUCGGCAGCGGCUGGCUCGCAGUGAGGGCUGGCAAGCUGCAACUGAGGCUGCCGCUCUCCUGGGCUGAGGCCUGGGGCUUAGGACUCAGUGAAGGCGUUUUUGUUGUUUGUAUUUUUUAAUGUAAACUUGAUUAUUUUAUUGCUAAUUUAACAAUAAAUGACUUUGUAUUGAUUGUGGAACAGGGCUGCCUUUGUUUCCUCGCCCACACUCCGUGAUGGGACGCCACCACACAGCGGUUUGGGCUCAGGGCUGGAUUCUGUUCAGCCUGUGCUGCACAGGUGGGCUGAGUUUGGGCUUUUGAAAACCAGUUCAGUGCAGAGCAGCAGUGUGACUGCAUCUGGGCUCUGGAUUUGGAUGCUGCUGCGGAAGAAUUUGCUUCGCUCGUCAAGUGUCUGGGUCUGAGGGAUGUGGCGUCAGGACGUGUGUCCCCAGGAUGAUUGUUGAUCUGAUUUCGCAUCUCUGAGCUGUAAAGCCAGAUCCAUCUCCCUCCUUCUCCACAUCCUCUCCCACACCCACGCCUCCCACUCCCUUUGCACGGUGACAGUGUUCUCAUGCGUUUUUUCUCUCCUCGUCUGGAUGAGCAGAAGAAGAUCAUGAUCAUGAUCUGCUGUGUCGUCCUUGCCAUCAUCUUGGCUUCCACGAUCGGGGGCAUCUUUGCCUGAAAAAAGGUGAGCUGUCUCCGGGGUGGGAUGGAACCGUCUUGGUGCUGGGACGGGCUGGAGCCACGAAGAUGUUUCAGAGAGACGACUGGGCGAGGGGAGUCGGUAGCAGCAGGCAGAUGGGGCCAGGGUGGCGGUCUGUCCCGAAAGCUGGUAGAACGCAGAGUACGAAAUUCCCUCCGGCAGAACUAGACCUCAGCACAGGGCCUGGCCAGUCAGUUCUUGUGUUAGCAGCAGUCAGAACUGUGCAGAGGUAAACCUGAAGUGAAUGGACCGCCUUCCGUCCGGGUCAGGGCCUGCUAGCACAGCCCUGCGAGCCGCCCCUUAGCCCUGCGGGAGACUUGCUGACCCUGGC
Condylura cristata (star-nosed mole) is the source of this 3505-nucleotide messenger RNA. It is a transcript of the gene STX3, whose product is annotated as syntaxin 3. NCBI's taxonomy places the organism in Eukaryota, Metazoa, Chordata, Mammalia, Eulipotyphla, Talpidae. Gene Ontology annotation, biological process: intracellular protein transport; synaptic vesicle fusion to presynaptic active zone membrane; exocytic insertion of neurotransmitter receptor to postsynaptic membrane. The transcript has 11 exons. Gene Ontology annotation, molecular function: SNAP receptor activity; SNARE binding. The record is from RefSeq and is a predicted model, not a curated record. Gene Ontology annotation, cellular component: endomembrane system; plasma membrane; presynaptic active zone membrane. Bases 109 to 975 code for a protein of 288 amino acids.